GCCCCGAAUGCACGCUCACUGUCUGACGCCGUGACCUAACCAAACGUAACCCUAAGGGUCCUCGUUUAAUACAUCGCUUUAUCUCCGUCCGGAAGCGAUAGAAAACGUGUGACUACGUCGCUAAUGUAAAUGGCGAGCACAUUAAUAAUAGUGCGUUAUCUUUGCGCGCGUCUCUCACUGGACGCCUUCACGUCAGGUGGUGCUGUACAAGUAAUGAAGAGGUGAAUCCCCGGUCUACAGUUUUGGGACCUACUUGAGCACCGGCGUCCGAGCGAUUAACCGAGUCAGCGUGGGUUCUCCGUGUCAGUAACUUCUGUGUCAUAAACUGACAUCAUCUCAUCAUGCCUGGCAAGAAAUGAAUCCCGACUCAGCGCUCGGCUCACACAGAAUCGCGCACGGAGAGAACUUUGCUUUGCAACUCUUGUGUGGUGGAUACGGCGGAGGAUCAACAACUUUCCUUAGAAACAGCGCUAGCGUCCUUCCUAUGUCGCUCCGAACCCUUCCAUGUCACCAAUUAUUGUAGCUUUAAUUGGACGAGAAUGUUUCAGAGAUCGUAUUUGCUCAAACUCGGGGAAGACAUCGUUGGUAAGCCUUGAGAAGCGGAUAAUAAAUGACUUUUAUGCGCCCCAGACUCGCGUCCUCGCCAGGUGGACUGUGAAGAGACAGAAGAGGAAUGUUUAUCCGAAAUUUAUUGCCGCUCAGUUUGGGUUUUCUGCCGUUUUUGUUAAGUCACUGUUUCCUCUCACUGUUUCUUCCGUUAUUUCAGUUUGCGAGAGGGGAGCUCCAGAAAUCAUGCUCCCGAACCACAGUGGCACCGCUGGAAGGGAGCUGCCAGCUGCCAUGCCAGUGUAGGCCAUACCCACCGUUACCCCCUCCACCCCCUCCUCCACCACCCCCAAGGCUUCUGGCUCCAACUGUGGCUCCCUCCACUGUAUCCCCCAUAACGCCCUGGAGGAGAGAGAUGGAGAUCUUAGUACUGGGGACAGUAAGCUGUGCAUCUGUGGUCUUCCUCCUCCUGACUGCCAUCAUUUGCUACAAGGCCAUCAAGAGGAAACCCCUUCGAAAAGAAGAGAACGGCACAAGCCGAGGGGAGUACGCCAUGAGCUCACGCUGCAAACAGCAGGUAGUGGAAACCAAUAACACUGGAGUAUAGUGGCCAUGCUAUAGCAAGGCAUGUACAGCGGAACAUUCUGUACCCUACAGCUCCACCAUCUCUGUUUGGGUUUAUGAGAUGGACGCAAGAUAUAGUAUGAAUUUAGGAAUGGUAAACCUCAUGGAUGCCCUUUUUGGGACAUAAAAUGAUGUUUAAAGCAAGUACGUAAUGACUGACAUGUGUAGGCAAGUAUAAGCAGGUUUUAAAGAGACACGGAAACUCUUAGUGAUGAUGGCAGCUGCACGAGUAUCACGAGACUCAACCUGGCGGCCCCCCAGGGGCCCCAUAUUUGAGGACAAUAUACACACCAACAACAAAAUAAACGCAUGCACUUUCUGUUGAAUGCAAUGAUGUUUUAAAAUUCCUGUCUUCUCUUGUCUUUAACUCUGUCUUUGCAGUGUUCCUCAUUAAACAUUAAGGGUUCUCUCACUUCAUGUAGAUUGUGCGAGUGUUUAAUGGUUAAAUGACUGCGUCGGCCCCAUUCUUUAAGUACAAUUGCCAAAUUGGAUCGGAUGAUCCUGCAUUUUAUGUACCAAAUAUACACUGGAGACUCCUAAAAAUUUAUUGUGGUUUGUGUUACUAUGCAAUUGGAAAGGAUUGAGUUCUUGAGUUGCAUGUUUAUGAUACAAAAAAACGCAAGGCUAGCAUUAGCAUUACAAAUGUAGUCUGAUCGCUCUAUACAUUGUAUACAUGCAUUUGUAUACAAGUUUGUCUGAUGGGGUAUUCCACAUGUGAAAGAGAUCUAGGUAACACUUUAAAAUAAGGUGUAAUUUGUUAACAUUAGUUCAUCUUGUAUACUUACAUAAACAAAUAAUAAGCAAUACUUUUAUUACACUGCUUAUUAAUCUUCGUUAAUGUUGGUUAAUAAAAACACAGUCGUUGUUUGUUCAUGUUAGUUCACAGUACAUUAACUAAUGUUAACAAUCACAACUUGUGAUUUUAAUAAUGCUUUCGUAAAUGCUGAAUGUUGUAGAAGUAUUGUUUAUUCUUAGUUCAUGUUAACUAAUUUAGUUAACUAAUGAACCUUGUUGUAAAGUGUUACUGAGAUCUAAUUAUAAAUGCAUUAAAAAAACAACAACAGGCAUGAUGGAUUAGUUUUAGCGAUGGAUUGAUGAAUAAUUUCAUGUUGAUAAAUAGCUGACGUUAAAAUCUAUACUAUUUUGUCUAAAAAUAAACUGCACCACGAACUAAAUUUGUUAGUUUUUGCGAAUGUUUGGAUGCAUAGACAACAUUAUAUACAGUGUGAAAUAUGGAUAACUCUUUAUUUUAAGAUGAAUAAUUGAUUGAGUAGUUGAGAUUUUAAAAAUCAUAAGAGGUGAGUUCCAUUAUAAAGGCUAAAUCUUUGCCAUAAUGUUUUUAAGUUGGCUCUAGACAAAAGACAUUUCAAAGCAAGUGUCCACUAUUAAAUAUCCAUUAUCUGCCAAUAUCCAAUAUGAACAGAUACUGAUUAAAAAUUGAUUAAUGUUGUCUUAUAACAAAUAUAGUCCUGAUGUAUGGUGCAUCUCUAACUACAGUAGUCAACAACUGAAGUGGAUCAAAACCUUAAUCAAAGUUGUUCUAACACCAAAACAAUACCCGUUUUUGUCUUAGAACAACUUUUUGCUCCACUUCAGAUGUUGACUACUGUAGUUUGGCUUUCUGUGUUACAUUUAUAUGGAAUGUACACAAUAUAAUGGAUGUCCAGUAUCAGUUUACAGUCUUAAAAAUAAAGGUUCUUUAUUGGCAUUGAUGGUUCCAUGAAGAAUCUUGAACAUCCAUGAAAUCUUCCAAAUGAAGAAAAGGUUCUUCAUAGUUGAAAAAGGUUCUUUGUUUUAAAAUGUUCUUUAAAAUGGUUUAUUUGAAAACUGUUCACUGAAGGUUUUUUGGGGGGAAUUCUAUGGCAAAAGGCCCCUUUUGGAGCCUUUAUUUUUAAGAGUGUAUCUUUCAGUAGCCACACAUACAGUUUUAAAUGAAACCAAUUUAAUAUAUUACAAGUGGGAAACAAGAAAUAAAAUGGUCACAUAAAAUUCCAUUUUGAGGUUGAAAUCAUUUAAAAUAUAUAGAUUUUAUAUUAGUCAGUCAUUUCCUCAAAUCAGUACAGUUAAUAUAACAGAAAACAGUGUACUAGUGUAACUUUGUGGUUCAUCUCUUUGGAAUAUUUGCAAAUCAUUCUAGAUUCACAUUAAGUCUUUUUUGGCAACUCUUAAAAACGAAGAUGCUACAAGCUUUUAUGAAGAUGGUUUAAAGCUAUUUUUAAAGUCGCUAAUACUGUGAUCUCAUGUGGGUUAGUGGAUGCUUUAAAGAUGUAUCAAGGUGAUUCAUCAAACAAGCUUAAAGGAUUAGUUCACUUCCAGAAUAAAAAUUUCCUGAUAAUGUACUCACCCCCAUGUCAUCCAAGAUGUUCAUGUCUUUGUUUCUU
Molecule: messenger RNA, 3551 nt
Organism: Labeo rohita (rohu)
Lineage: Eukaryota; Metazoa; Chordata; Actinopteri; Cypriniformes; Cyprinidae
Gene: prima1
Product: proline rich membrane anchor 1
Exons: 4
Coding region: 674-1153 (159 amino acids)
Source: RefSeq, a predicted model, not a curated record